UUUAGAAUUAAAGCAUAAGAUUACGUAACCUCCGAAUCUUGAUAAAUCAUAGACAAAAAUAGAGAGUGAGACGUCCAGAUGAUAAAGAAGAGCUUGGAGGAAAUGUUUUAUCGUAUAAAUACCCCAGGUAUAAUUUUCCCACCAAGCAUACUAGCACAAGCCCCUACCAAGCGUUUGGUAUUUGUACGUAUAUUUGUUCUUCUCUGAUAUAUCAACACAGGUUCUUGCAAUGGUGAACAGAAAGCCUACCAUGGGUCGCCAAAGGAUUAAGAUUGAAAAAAUAGCCAAGAAAAGUCAUCUGCAAGUCACCUUCUCUAAGCGACGAGCCGGUCUUUUCAAGAAGGCUAGUGAACUUAGCACGCUUUGUGGAGUUGACAUAGCAAUGAUAGUUUUCUCCCCAGCUCAAAAGGCCUUUUCCUUUGGCCACCCCAGUGUUGAUUCCAUGAUGCUUCGGUUUCUCACCGGAAGCCCUCCUCCUCCAAGUUCUGGCCUGCACCAGCUCAUUGAAACGCGUCGAGAUGCUAAUGUCCAUGAGCAAAAUAUGCAGUUAACUCAGACUCUUAAUCAACUAGAGGCCGAAAAAAAGAAAGGAGAAGUACUCGACCAGAUGAGGAAAGUCGAUAGAAGCCAAUGUUGCUGGGAAGCUCCUAUUGAAGAGCUUGAAUUGCACGAGCUUGAACAGUUGAGAGGUGCUUUGGAGGAGCUAAAGAAGACCGUAGCAAAACAAGUGAACAAUAUUUUGAUCCAGUCCACCAGUUCUUUGCCCUUUUUGGCAGUAAAUGGUGUUGGAGAAGUUGGAAAUCUUGAGACCAAACUGGAGAUUGAUAAUGCUUCGGCUGCUCUUCAUUUCAACAAUUUUGGUUAUGCACAGAAGAUUUGUUGAGCCAUAUUCAUAUCCCUCAAGGGCGGCGCCUGAGCCUUGAAGAUCUCUUAUUUCCCCUUAAUUCUACCAUUGACUAAUGUCUCGUUAGCAAUUCUGUGUACAACCACCUCUGCGGAUUUACACAUUGCAACCACUUGAUUAUUUUAGAAACCGCGUUUGCUAUUCCUGGUUUAUAUUUAUCAUUGGAAAAUGACCUUCUAGUGUUGAGAGUUCUUGAGUGAUUAAUGUAACUUGGAAAUCAGGAGAUUAUCAUAUAUGGCCAGUUUAAUUUCAAGAUCAAGAAGAUUUAUGAAUAUAAUUAUAGCUUAGUAGGUGUAGUUGAACCCUUGACGAAUCUGAACCUGCAUGAUGCAAAGGGGUUGAAAAGUAAAAGGAAGAUACUGCUGUGGUCUUUGAAAAUAAAGGCAAAUCCAUCUUUGUACAU
This is a messenger RNA of Populus euphratica (Euphrates poplar), 1307 nucleotides long. Its product is annotated as agamous-like MADS-box protein AGL62. Gene Ontology annotation, molecular function: protein dimerization activity; RNA polymerase II cis-regulatory region sequence-specific DNA binding; DNA-binding transcription factor activity, RNA polymerase II-specific. NCBI's taxonomy places the organism in Eukaryota, Viridiplantae, Streptophyta, Magnoliopsida, Malpighiales, Salicaceae. The coding region runs from base 230 to 883 and encodes 217 amino acids. The record is from RefSeq and is a predicted model, not a curated record. The transcript has a single exon. Gene Ontology annotation, biological process: positive regulation of transcription by RNA polymerase II.